AUGAUAAAAAAUCUGUCACAAAAGUAUGCAAACAUCACACAAGAGUCCAUUAAUCUGUUCAAGGCUGGAUACAUUGAGUGUCAGAAGAAAAAGAGACGACCUACCACUAAAGGGACAGUUGUACGACCAAUCCUGACCAAAGAAUUCGGAACACGAGGCCAAGUUGAUCUCAUUGAUAUGCAAUCAAUGAAGGGGCGAUUUUCUUGGAUUGUGGUGUACCAAGACCAUUUGACAAAAUUCAUUGUUCUUCGACCACCUACAUCAAAGCGUGCAGUAGAGGUAACCUAUCAACUUUUGGACAUUUUUCUGUUGUUCGGUGCUCCUCACAUUUUGCAAAGUGACAAUGGGUCAGAAUUUACUGCACAAGUCAUCGAAGAAUUGAAAGUGAUGUGGCCCUCACUUAUUAUGGUCCAUGGAAAGCUCAGGCACCCUCAAAGCCAGGGGUCAGUAGAAAGAGCGAAUGCUGACAUCAAGGAUAUGCUGACAGCCUGGCUUGCUGACAAUGAAACCACUGACUGGACUGAGCAAGCGGUUAUGGCGCCAGGUUUGGAUACUUCCGGAUCAUCAUUACUGGAUGCUGCUACUUCUCUGCCGGUUGGACCAGAGGAAGCAGGACCUCUGUUGCUUGUCUUCCAGGAUGAAACUUCCGGAUCAGCAUCACUGACGCCUGCUUAA
Messenger RNA from Macrobrachium nipponense, 675 nucleotides. Its product is annotated as KRAB-A domain-containing protein 2-like. The record is from RefSeq and is a predicted model, not a curated record. The transcript is spliced from 2 exons. The coding region runs from base 1 to 675 and encodes 224 amino acids. Gene Ontology annotation, biological process: DNA integration. NCBI's taxonomy places the organism in Eukaryota, Metazoa, Arthropoda, Malacostraca, Decapoda, Palaemonidae. Gene Ontology annotation, molecular function: nucleic acid binding.